This is a messenger RNA of Aaosphaeria arxii CBS 175.79, 340 nucleotides long. RefSeq lists its product as uncharacterized. Lineage: Eukaryota; Fungi; Ascomycota; Dothideomycetes; Pleosporales. The transcript has a single exon. The record is from RefSeq and is a predicted model, not a curated record. Bases 59 to 292 code for a protein of 77 amino acids.
UUAUUUUUAUCUUUCGUCCUCCCGUCUUCCCGAGUUUGAGUCCUUCCAACAUGAAGUCAUGAUCGGCGUGAUCCAAUUCGUGUUCGUUUCCUCUCUACUGGACUCUCUAGCAAUUAUGUAUGCUGCACGCUUUGUGCAGAUGCAGCGAUAUCAACGGAGUUUUACGGACGCCUUACAGAGUGCAUAUUACUACUUACCUACCAGCGCAGUCCCUCAUGAGAGAGACCAACAAAGUUGUCUUUGCCUGCCUCCCAAAUACAUAAGCCCUAUCACCCAUUCAUCUGUACCGUGAACCGUAAGCACACACACUCAAGCAUUCAGCUCCCACUUCAGCUCCCCA